UAUCAAUUGUAAUCUUGCCUCUGGUUGGCUACAAAAUUACCUCUCCUCCAAUCAUUGCCAUCUUUUGUGAUUGUAGCCUGGUUUUAAGGCCAUAAUAAUUUCAUCGACAUCAUGACGGAACGAUACAGUUUUUCACUGACAACUUUCAGUCCAUCCGGAAAACUUGUUCAGAUUGAAUAUGCCUUAGCCGCAGUUAGUGCUGGUGCCCCAUCAGUUGGGAUUAAAGCGGUAAAUGGAGUUGUUCUAGCUACAGAAAAGAAACAAAAAUCUAUUUUAUAUGAUGAUCAAAGUAUACAUAAGAUUGACUAUAUCACUAAAAAUAUAGGAAUGGUCUAUAGUGGCAUGGGACCAGAUUACAGAGUAUUAUUAACUAGAGCACGUAAAUUGGCCCAGACAUAUUAUUUGACGUAUCAAGAACAGAUUCCUACAGCACAGUUAGUACAGAGAGUGGCUACAGUCAUGCAGGAGUUUACACAAUCAGGUGGUGUACGACCAUUUGGUGUAUCUCUAUUAGUAGCUGGCUGGGAUGAAGAUGAAGAAAGACCUUAUUUAUACCAGUGUGAUCCUUCUGGAGCUUAUUUUGCCUGGAAAGCCACAGCUAUGGGGAAAAAUCACAUAAAUGGAAAAACAUUCUUAGAGAAAAGAUAUAGUGAAAAGCUGGAAUUAGAAGAUGCUGUUCACACUUCUAUCUUAACAUUAAAAGAAAGCUUUGAAGGUCAAAUGACAGAAGACAACAUUGAAAUCGGCAUCUGUAAUCAAGACGGCUUCAGAAGAUUGGCACCAUCAGAAAUUAAGGAUUACUUGGCAUCGGUUUCCUAAUAUGAUUAGACUCUAAUUUAUUUCAUCAUAUUUAGAAGUUUAUCUGAAUUAUCUUCAUUAUAUUUCUAGUUCGUGUAAAACACACAGAGAUCUAAUUGUACUGUAACAGUCAACAAAAUAAAAUCAUUUUUUUUGUUA
Molecule: messenger RNA, 957 nt
Organism: Patella vulgata (common limpet)
Lineage: Eukaryota; Metazoa; Mollusca; Gastropoda; Patellidae
Product: proteasome subunit alpha type-2
Exons: 7
Coding region: 112-819 (235 amino acids)
Biological process (GO): ubiquitin-dependent protein catabolic process
Cellular component (GO): proteasome core complex, alpha-subunit complex; proteasome core complex
Source: RefSeq, a predicted model, not a curated record